CCAUGUUUUGUCAAUGUCACGUGGAUGCAUUGGUUCUCGUGCAUCUUUGGCUUGGUUAUAUCUCUCGCUGGUCUGGUGACAGAUGGGAUUGCACUGUACACGUACGGUAGCAAUGAAAUGUGGGUUUACUUCAGCAUCAUGUUGUCCUUGGCGGUACUGCCUAAUUUGGUAAUACAAGCAUUCAGCAUAAGUUGGCAAAUGGCUGAUGAAAAUCCUUCGACACUGGUUAAAGUGGUGAAUCUGCUGCUCUUCGGGACAAUUCACAAGCAGUGGCUGACCAUACGUAACUGCUGCAGAGCAUACAAGACGAAGGCCAAAAAGGACUACGACACAUUCUCAAAGCAUAGGAGCGACCUCUAUUUGCUGGACCUCUACAAGUCGUUCAUGAAGUCAGCGCCACAGCUCGUGCUCCAGAUAUACAUUUUGUUCGACACAAAGGACUGGCGUCCUAUGACGGUUGGCACUCCCAUCACCUCCCUUGUCGCUUUAGCAAAAGGUAUGGUAGACUAUGACAUCGAUCUGAGGCAUCGAUGCCCUGAUUUGACCUCGCUUUCCUGGUUCGGCGUCAUCCUGCACUUGCUUUGGAGACUCGGCAUCGUCACAUCCCGCAUCGGCGCCAUGGUAUUGAUGGCAGCAGUGAAUGACUACUGGGCAAUUGCGUACUUUGGUAUCCACUUCGUGAUGACGUCCAUCUUCGCCUUCACGAUGACGCAGGACUUGGUGCGUAGGGAAAUCGCGCCAAACACGCCGCUCUGGCAGCAGUGCGCGCAUGGCAUCGCCAUGGGCGCGGCCCUCACAUUCAGCUUCUUCAACGUGGCCGACUCUUCGUCGCAGCCGUGGAUGAUCAUCAUGUACACGUACGCCAGCAUGCAAAGUGCCGAGGCAGUUGUGCAUUUUUUCAAUGACUGGGUGAAUACCGGUCAACCACUUCACGGCAUGGUGGCAAUGGCUAUUGUGUUCGGAAGCUUCAUGUUAGGAUUGAUCGCCAUGUUGGUUUAUAACUGCCUGUACAAACAGGUUUACACAGUCACCUUGUUCCCGAGCCGAGUUUCAGAAGCUGACGAACGACCACGGCAGGUCGGAAACCACCUUGAAGGCCUUGAAACCGCAGACGGUGACGGCCAAAGCCUAAACGAACGAAGCCGCUUGGUUAAUAUAUGAGUUUGAAAAGAUCACUUUGCAGAUGUUGGUAAUGCAAAUUCAAAACUUGUUAGCAAUAUCCACGGUGUUUUGUAGCGGGGUGAAUUAUUGUGUUUUUGACUGUGUGUCCGUGUCUGUUCGUUUGUGUAUUUAGGCACCGCACGCGUUACAAACCUUCUUCCAGAUCACUUGAAGAACUGAUAUAUGCCGCCAGAACUGUUCGGACCAGAACUGCAAUACGCAGUCAUGUGAUUACAAAUACGUCCAUUUGUUCAUCUUGUAAAGGGUAUCAUUCAUUACGAAGCAUUAUAAGUCCACUCUUUUGAGUCGGAAGGUUACCGUAAGCCAGAUGAGAUAAUGGGUGGGGUUAGCGCAACACUUGCUCCUCUAUUCUGAGAAAAGCUACAUUACAAUGUUGAACUAUUUAAUGCAUUCGAGUACAGAGACUGAACACCUCGUUUUGUAAUGAAGAGUUUGUAGCCAUUAACAUUAACUAAUCAUAAGUCGGUAAUCUGAGAUAAAAGAGGCGCUUUAUCAGUAGGCGAACGCAAUAUUGUGGUGUACAGGAAGAAUAGUGGGUAACUUGACGUCCUUUACGUACUUUCUAUGGGAACAUGUCCCAACAGUGAAAUAACGCAACUGUGCUCGGUGCACUUGCUAUUACAUGGCAACACAGGAGGUGGCGCCGUUGUCGUACCAACACCGCGUAUACUUCAACCAUUAGUGACAACGCAAUGCACCAAUACUGCAGCUAUUGAAAGCUCACCUGAAGGUCACGGGAUCAAAUCGCGGCCGCAUCUAAAUGGAGGCCAAUGCUAUAGGGGGGGGGGGGGG
Rhipicephalus microplus (southern cattle tick) is the source of this 1974-nucleotide messenger RNA. Its product is annotated as XK-related protein 6. The record is from RefSeq and is a predicted model, not a curated record. Gene Ontology annotation, cellular component: membrane. Lineage: Eukaryota; Metazoa; Arthropoda; Arachnida; Ixodida; Ixodidae.